Molecule: messenger RNA, 1005 nt
Organism: Penicillium cinerascens
Lineage: Eukaryota; Fungi; Ascomycota; Eurotiomycetes; Eurotiales; Aspergillaceae
Product: NADP-dependent oxidoreductase
Exons: 1
Coding region: 1-1005 (334 amino acids)
Molecular function (GO): oxidoreductase activity
Source: RefSeq, a predicted model, not a curated record
AUGAGAGCUGCACGAGUUCGACCUACGUCCCCUGAGGGUACGCCUUACGGUUUCCCUGGAAAUGUAGCUCCGUCUUCAGCCAUUGAAAUCCACGAUGACGUACCCAAACCACAAAUCUCAAAGCCUGGCGAAUUACUAGUUCAAGUAAAAGCCUCUACCGUGUACAAGGACAACCUCGAGUGGAACGAACUGUACCCCCCGAGCCAUGCUACCUUGGGAAACGACUUUUCUGGCAUCGUCGUUGCCAUUCAUGACAGCGAGCAGGACUUCCAUGUCGGCGACCACGUGUACGGCAUGACGCAUGCCAAUCGCGGGGGUGCAUGGGCCGAGUACGCCAUCGUCACGACGGAAGAAGCCGUCAAGAAGCCGGACAAUCUGUCGUGGGAGGAGGCCGCCGCAAUUCCCGGCAGUGCUCUCACGGCUGACCAGGCCUUGUUCAGGCAUGUUGGACUCGAGACAACAGCCGCGGGGAACGGUGGACAAAAGAGGGUUCUGAUCACCGGCGCUGCCGGUGGCAUCGGCACGUUUCUCGUGCAGUUUGCCGCUCUAGCUGGACAUCACGUCGUGGCGGCGUCCAGCUCCAACGAGCAGAACGAGUCGUUCUUGCGCUCCAUCGGUGCCCACGAAGUGGUGGAUUACAAAGACUUUGGCGCUCUGGACAAGGUCGACGUGGUUGUGGAUUCCGUUGGGUUCCAGGUUCUCGCAGACUGCUGGAACGUCGUCAAGCAAGACGGCGGCACCCUGUUGUCCUUCGACGCGUGCAGCUGGGGGUACAGAGAAGCGCACAAGGAGCAAGGAAUCAGCAAAGGGAAAGAAGGCGUCCGGGCACUGUACAUGAUUGCUGAGCCGUCGAGGGACAGCAUGGCGCGCAUCACGGAACACGUUGAGAAGGGAAACAUAAAAGGGCGUGUAGCGAAAACGGUGUCUCUCAACGACGUGCGGGAAGCGUAUGAAUCGGCUCAUUCUAGAGGUCUAGGGCAUGGAAAAAUCGUGGUGUUGAUCUGA